AUGCCUGGAAACAGCUUCAUUAAUGUGCCUGAUGGUUGGCCAUCCAAUAAUCACGUUCCCGGUGGUAUUGAUGGACCUGGACAUCAAAGCUCGAGAUCUAGUAUCAGAGUUGCUAUUAGUAUUGCAUGUAUUGUUGGAGCUUUGACUGAUGGUAGAGAUGUUAAACUAGGAAGGUUUAAAGGGCGUUCACUUUUCAGAUUCCAUAGCAGUACCGAGCCUCCUCCGACUUCAUUGAGCUUUUCUAAUGAUCAUUUGCUGACUACAAAUUCAAGAUCGUUGUCUGGGCAAAUGGAGUCUGGUACAGAAAUUAUUGAGAAUGUAUCGUCCAAGGGAGUGGCUAUUGCAGUGGCAUCUACUAAAAUACAGCAACCUGUUGCACUGGAUGUAUAUUUGCCAGAUCAAUUGGCUGGAGAAUUGUUUUUCGUGGAUGCCUCGCUAGCAUUCACAGCUGAGUUAUCUCGAGAUCCAGCAGAGACACAAUAG
This is a messenger RNA of Fraxinus pennsylvanica, 483 nucleotides long. The record is from the annotation of a GenBank genome assembly. Lineage: Eukaryota; Viridiplantae; Streptophyta; Magnoliopsida; Lamiales; Oleaceae.